Melanaphis sacchari is the source of this 1743-nucleotide messenger RNA. RefSeq names its product zinc finger BED domain-containing protein 4-like. The transcript is spliced from 6 exons. Bases 1 to 1743 code for a protein of 580 amino acids. Lineage: Eukaryota; Metazoa; Arthropoda; Insecta; Hemiptera; Aphididae. Gene Ontology annotation, molecular function: protein dimerization activity; DNA binding. The record is from RefSeq and is a predicted model, not a curated record.
AUGAAUAACUACUUGGCUACGUGCAAUAUUUGUCGUAAACGGCUUAAGACAUCUGGAAAUACGUCCAAUUUACGUAGCCAUAUGAAAACGCACAAUAAAUCGACAUCCCAAGGCCAAAAUACCCAAAAUACCCAAGAUGAAGACCACCCAAUCAAUGUUGACGCAGAUAUAAGCGAAUCUUCUAGUAUUGCAACUACCAGUACAUCUGAAGCUGCUUCUACUUCUGGAACUACUUCAGAACCAAUCAAACGACAACAGUCAAUUUCACAAGCUUUUACGAAAGUAGCUUCAUUUUUGGAUGGUGGAUCUCAACAUUCUAUAUGUACUGAAGCUGUUAUAUAUUACAUUUGCAAAGAUAAUCAACCAUUUAGUACGGUCGAUGAAAAAAUCGAAAAUGCAGAAAAUAUAUCAGUUACAACUGAUGCUUGGACUGAUACUUAUACUAUGAAAAGUUUUUUAGGAAUCACAAUCCACUUCUUGAAUGGUUUGACUUUUUUGCCAGGUACACUUGGUGUAGUAGAAUUGACUCAAUCUCAUACUGCUGACUAUAUAGGAAGUCAACUUCUAAUUACAUUGAGUAAUUGGAAUAUUAAUAAAAAAAAUAUUGCAGCUGUCGUCACUGAUAAUGGGGCCAAUAUGGUAAAAGCAAUUUAUGACCAGUUUGGAAAAGGGAAUCAUAUUCCUUGUUUUGCCCACACGAUUAACCUUGUUGUUGAGAAUUCAAUCUCAAAUUCUGAGGAGUUUAAACAAUUAUUGCACAAAGUCAGAGAGGUAGUUAAGUACUUUAAACGGAGUACUUCAGCAUCUGAUGAAUUAAGAAAAUUGCAAAUAAAUGAAGGAAAAAAGGAAGGAAAUGUCCAUAAGCUUAUAUUAGAUGUGAAGACAAGGUGGAACAGCACUUUUUAUAUGCUUGAUAGAUUUUUAAUAUUGUCUAAACUCGUUUCUGAUGUUCUUUUGCAAAAACCAUCAGGUCCUGAAAUGCUCACAGCAAGAGAGCUACAACAAUUGCGUGAAACAAUAAAAUUACUUCGGCCAUUUGAGAAAGUUACUCUGGAAAUAUCUGGUGAAAAAUAUGUAGUUAUCAGUAAAAUUAUGCCACUUUUGAAUUGUGUUACUAUUGAAAUAGAAUCAUUACAACUUACGUUGGAUAUUGGGAUUGAACUAAAAAGAAACAUUAUUACAGAAUUGAAAAAACGGUUUAGUAAAAUUGAGUUUUUUAAUAUGUUUCCAAUAGCUACAAUUUUAGACCCUAGGUUUAAAAAUGUACACUUCAGAGAUCCUGUAGCCUGUCAACAAGCUAUAGUAGAGCUAAAAAAGUUGGCCAAAAGUUCAAUACAGGAAGCAAGCUCGACUGAUUGUUCAAGUGUUGACGAAGAACAGCAAUCUGAUAAUUUUGAUUUAUGGGAACACCAUAAAACAUUAGUACAUAAGAAAUAUAAAAGAAAACAAACAAGAACAGAUUUGUCAGAAACUACCAAUGUAAAUGCCUACUUAUCACAGCCUUUAAUUUCUUUAAAAGAAGAUCCAGUUCAAUGCUGGGAAGAUAUGAAAACUGUGUAUCCAGAUUUAUAUGUACUUGCUCGGAAAUAUUUGUCCAUCAUGGGUUCGUCUGUUCCUUCGGAAAGAUUAUUUUCAAAGGCUAGUUUAACGCUUUCAAAAUCAAGGAAUAGACUGUUAGGAAAGAGAUUGAGUAAAUUACUUUUUUUAAACUCCAUUGAUGAUGAUCUUUGGUUCCAAACUUAA